Molecule: messenger RNA, 1046 nt
Organism: Salarias fasciatus (jewelled blenny)
Lineage: Eukaryota; Metazoa; Chordata; Actinopteri; Blenniiformes; Blenniidae
Gene: hspb11
Product: heat shock protein, alpha-crystallin-related, b11
Exons: 5
Coding region: 126-530 (134 amino acids)
Biological process (GO): multicellular organism development; intraciliary transport
Cellular component (GO): centrosome; intraciliary transport particle B; cilium
Source: RefSeq, a predicted model, not a curated record
ACUCACAGGUUGGCUUGGCAACAGCAGAAAACUAGUUGCGGACUUAUUCCAGAAACCUCGAUGCGCAUUUUUUGCCUAAAUUGUUCAAAAACAUUCUUCAACCAGAUACUGAAGCAGCUCUCGUGAUGACUGACCUCUCUUUAAGCUCCCUCGGAGCCAAAGUUGUUCUCGCUACAUCGAGCGACGAGAAUCACCCUGCUGAAAACAUCAUCGAUAGGAACACGAAAACAUAUUGGAUGACCACCGGGAUGUUUCCUCAGGAGUUUAUUAUCCGCUUUUCUGAGCCCACGCAGAUCGCCACUGUGACUCUGGACAGCUAUAACGUCAAGCAUAUGAAAAUAGAAAAGAACACCUCACAAUCAGCUACUCAGUUUGAGUUUGUUACUGAGAAAGAAUUUGAAAGCACAGAAGGACACCUUCAAUCAAAUGCUAUUUCUCUGAACGGCUGCAGCGCGACCCACCUUCGUUUUAUUAUCACCUCUGGAUAUGAUCAUUUUGUCUCAGUACAUAAUGUCUCCAUGAAAAACUAAAAAGGAUAGAUUUUGACUGAGAACUGUGUGUGUAUAUGUAUGUGCAUGUGCUUUAACAUAAAUCAAAAUCAUGAUAUAUUAUUUUGUUUGGACAAAUAUUGUAUUUUUAUGGAUUUAUAGAAUCUCACUUCAUGCUGUGACUCAUCAGUUGGCUACACAGUUCAAAAUACACGUCAGAGUGAUUCUAAAUUGUGUGUCGGAGUGAACGUGAGUCAAUAUUUGUUGAGAUUUACGUCCUUACCUUCAUCUAUCGACAGCUUAGACUGCCUCCAGCACCCCGUAACCCCAAGCUGGAUGGAUGGAUGUAGAUUUGACAUUGUUUGACAUGUAUAUCUGCCACAGUGACUGGAAAUGUGAUUACCAUCUACAGUAGAUAUGCUGAAUUACCUUGGAAAAGUCGAUGUCUAAACAAAAUUGUUAUCCUCUUAAUCUUAUCAGUAAAAAUGCAGAUAAAGCAUUUGGUUUGGAGCCGCAGUAAAUAUUUAAAGCUGACCUCUAAUGAAUUAAAUGCUUCAG